This is a messenger RNA of Synchiropus splendidus (mandarinfish), 6285 nucleotides long. RefSeq names its product neuronal cell adhesion molecule-like. Gene Ontology annotation, biological process: brain development; cell-cell adhesion. The transcript has 31 exons. NCBI's taxonomy places the organism in Eukaryota, Metazoa, Chordata, Actinopteri, Syngnathiformes, Callionymidae. The coding region runs from base 226 to 4119 and encodes 1297 amino acids. The record is from RefSeq and is a predicted model, not a curated record. Gene Ontology annotation, molecular function: cell-cell adhesion mediator activity.
GUCAGAAAGAGACACGGAGGAGUUCAGAACCACUGGGAUUAUGACAAGUGACCUCUGCGUUCUGGGCCCGGAUGCACUCACUGACGGGAUUUAAUCUCACUGACAGAUUGAGAGAGAGCCGGUGCUGACACAAAGGCGGAGGAGCCGAGCAGGGAAUUGUCUGCUGUGAAGGAGCACGUCUGGCUUUGUGACUCAGCAGAGAGCAGACCUUCACAUUGCAUUCCAAUGAUGGAGAAGAGGAGGAUCGGCGCCGCCCUGGUGCUGGGGAUGGUGCUGGGACACCUCACCGCAGCGCUUGAGGUCCCAUUGGACUUGCCGCAGCCGCCGACAAUUACUCACCAAUCCCCCAAGGAUUACAUCAUUGACCCACGAGAGAAUGUCAUAAUCCACUGUGAGGCGAAGGGCAAACCUCAUCCCAGUUUCUCCUGGACUCGGAAUGGAACCCACCUGGACGUGGAGAACAGUCCCAACAUAAGCAUGAGGGGCCACUCGGGGACCCUGGUGAUGGACAUCACUCGGGAGAAGGACGACAAGUACGAGGGGGUUUACCAGUGCACCGCCCGGAACCAGCAUGGAACCGCUGUUUCCAACAACAUCGUCGUGCGACAGUCCAUUGCUCUUACCAUCUUCAGAGCUCUGCUGACAGGAUCGCCCUUGUGGUCAAAGGAGAAGAUCAAGCCAAUCGUGGUUCAGGAGGGGGUGUCCCUGGUUUUGCCUUGCCGACCUCCUGCUGGUCUUCCACCUCCCAUUAUUUUCUGGAUGGACAACAACUUCCAGAGGUUGCCUCAGAGCAGCCGAGUGACCCAGUCUCUGAACGGUGACCUUUACUUCGCCAACGUGCUGCGGGAGGAUACCAGGAACGACUACAUCUGCUACGCCCGCUUCCCGUACACGCAAACCAUCCAACAGAAACAGCCAAUCACAGUCAAGGUCCUCAACCUGGAUGCAAUCAAUGACACAAUGGCUGCUUUUUACAAUGACACUGAUUUGUUCAGUGAAGCUCCAGUGGACGACAGGAGACCGACCUUCCUGAUCCCGACUGAACCCUCCAGCUCACACUUGGUCUUAAAAGGCCAGACGCUGGAGCUGGAAUGUAUUGCUGAAGGACUCCCCACUCCAGAAAUCUCCUGGACCAAAUUGAGCGACGAGCUCCCGGCAACACGCACAUCCUUCCUGCACUACCAGAAGACGCUGCGCAUCGUGAACGUUUCGGAAUCCGAUGCUGGUGACUACCGCUGCACAGCCAAGAAUCCACUGGGCUCAGUCCACUCCACCAUCCAUGUCACGGUGAAAGCCGCUCCAUACUGGCUGAGUGGUCCUCCCAGGAACCUUGUUCUGGCUCCAGGAGAGACCGGAGUGCUGACCUGCAGGGCCGGUGGCAUCCCUAAGGCUGCUAUUAAAUGGUCGAUGAACGGACUACCCAUCGAGAACGCACCCCCAGACCAGAGUCGUAAAGUGGAGGACGACACCAUCAUAUUCACUGAUGUGCAGUCUGGGUCCAGUGCUGUGUACCAGUGUAACGUCUCCAAUGAGUUUGGUUACCUUCUCGCCAACGCAUUUGUCAACGUCCUCUCGGUGCCUCCCAGAGUGCUGAUACCGUCCAACAAAGUGUACCAAGUCAUCAGAAAUCACAGAGCGCUGUUAGACUGCACGUCCUUCGGCUCACCCAUCCCUAAAAUUACAUGGUUUAAAGAGAGUCGCUCCGGCACACUGGAUGGAGACAAUCACGUCGUCCAUGACAACGGCACUCUGGAGAUUCACAUCGCUCAAGCACGAAACAGCGGCAAAUACACCUGCGUGGCGCGGAACUUUCUGGGUAUCUAUGAGAAUCACGUCUACCUGGAGGUCAAAGAACCAACCCGGAUCCUGAAGCAGCCGGAGUAUCGAGUGGUCCAGAGGGGCAGGUCCGUGGUGUUUGAGUGUAAGGUGAAACACGACCCGACGCUGGAGCCCACUAUGACCUGGCUGAAAGACAACGAUGAGCUCCCAGAUGAUGAGAGACUCAUAGUGGACGCCGACAGCCUCACCAUAACUGAUGUGAUGGAGAGCGACGCUGGAAUCUACACCUGUAUCAUGAACACCUCGCUCGAUCAGGACUCUGCCAGCGCUGAGCUCACCGUCGUGGAGGCCACGCCCACACCAGCGGUUGUCUACGAGCGUCCUGAACCCCCCACCGACCUCGAACUGACAGACCAGAAAAAAAGAAGUGUUCAGCUCACAUGGACUCCUGGAGAUGAGCACAACAGUCCCAUUCAGAAAUUCCUGAUCCAGUACGACGAUGCGCUCCACCACCGAGGCCACUGGCACAAUCUGACCGAGGUCCCUGGAUCCAAAACCACAGCUCACCUAAAGCUGUCUCCGUACGUCCACUACACCUUCCGAGUUCUGGCCCUGAACUCCGAGGGCUUCAGUCGACCCAGUCUACCCUCCAGGAUGUACAAGACUGACCCCGCAGCGCCUGAUGAAAAUCCAACUGGUGUGCACGGGUUUGGAACAGAACAUGACAAUCUUGUAAUCCGGUGGAAGCCGCUGACAGGCCUCCAGGCUAAUGGUCCAGGACUUCACUACCGGGUGAUGUGGCGGCAGAAGAGGAUGGACAGUGAUUGGACUGCUGAGACGGUAGCCAACCGCUCCCAGUUUGUUGUUUCUGGAACGCCCACAUUUGUGCAGUACGAGUUCAAAGUUCAGGCAGUCAACGACUUUGGUUCUGCACCUGAGCCUGCUGUCGCCCACGGAUACUCUGGAGAAGACUUGCCACUCGUAGCGCCGGGAAACGUGCUGGUGCGCGUGAUCAACAGCACUCUGGUGGAGGUGCACUGGGAUCACGUUCCGCGUAAAUCGAUCCGAGGCCAUCUCAAAGGAUACAAGGUCUACUACUGGAAGGAGCGAAGUCUCCACAAACACAACCCCCACCACAUGGAGAAGCAGAUCCUGACCUUCGGUGCAAACCACACGCGUGGCAUGCUGCCCGGCCUGCACCCCUUCAGUAUCUACUCAUUUAAUGUCAAGGUCUUCAAUGGUAAAGGAGAGGGGCCGGCAAGUCCCACCCAGCAGUUUGAGACACCGGAAGGAGUGCCUGGUGCUCCAUCAACCCUCUUGAUCAACCCCAAUCUGGACUCCAUGACCCUGGAGUGGGGUCCUCCUCAGGAUCGAAAUGGUGUCAUCACUGGAUACACGCUUAAAUAUCAGCCAGUCAAUACCUCCAAUGAGCUGGGCCCAGUGGAGGAGCUGGCUCUGCCUGCCAAUGAGACCUCAGUCACUUUGCUCAACCUCAAGCACAACACUCGCUACAAGUUUUAUUUGAAUGCCAAAACACUCAGGGGAGAGGGUCCGGCCAUUUCACAGGAGGCCGUCACCAUCGUGGAUGAAGCGCCCUCUGACAGUGCUUUUGGGAACAUUAGCAUGACGAUGCAAGAGGACGGGGCCUUGAUCAGUUGGGAGUACUUGGGCCCGGAGAAAAACAUAUAUUUACAAUACGCAGAGAAAAGCAGUGAAGGUGAAGCGCAGUGGCGGAAAGAGCACGUAAACAGCUCGCAGAACUUUAUACUCAGGGGCUUAAAGAAAGGGCUCUCCUAUCGUGUGCGUUUGGUGGCUGAAGGUCCCUCAGACCAGGAGCCCUACCUCUCUGAGGAGUUUCUGGUGACGGUCCCAGGUGAGGCAGCUGUGACCAGCAGACAGGUGGACAUCGCCACUCAGGGUUGGUUCAUCGGCCUCAUGUGUGCCAUCGCACUCCUCAUCCUCAUCCUCCUCAUCAUCUGCUUCAUUCAGAGGAAUAAAGGCGGGAAAUACCCCGUAAAAGAAAAGGAGGACGCACACACCGACCCGGAGUUCCAGCCCAUGAAAGAUGAAGACUGCACCUUUGGGGAAUACAGUGACAAUGAGGACCAUAAACCGUUAAAGGGGAGCCGCACGCCGUCGAACGGGACAGUUAAGAGAGAGGACAGUGACGACAGUUUAGUUGACUACGGGGAAGGAGGAGACGGACAGUUCAACGAGGACGGCUCCUUUAUCGGACAGUAUAGCGGAAAGAGCACCAGCAGGGACACCGCUGAGGGCCAUGAGAGCUCAGGACCCCCCUCGCCUAUUAAUGCCAUGAACUCCUUGAACUCUUUUGUGUGAGCCGGCCUGGUGUCGGGCCAGCAUGAGGCGACGUGCUGACCACACUGGGCUGUCUCCGCACAUGCUUGGCUCCUCACUCGCAUCCCCUGCGCAACGCAAACACUCGUCAAAGAAUUUCUCUUUGGAGCGGUUUAAACAGAGCAUGACCCUCCAGUUUCUCUAUUAACCAUGCAACUUCUGCUCAACUUUUUCACAUCACUGACUUAAAUCAAUCUCAGCCACAUUCUGAUUUUGGAAAGUAAUGCCAGCGCAGACUUAGUCACCGCAGCAGCUCUGUAGGAAGAAUCACAAAAGCUGCAUGGCAUGUCACGUGACCCAUGAACUCUGACCUGCAUGUAACCUGCAUAUGUUGAUCUGGAACCCUCCCCAGAAGUCACAGAAUCUCACGCCACACCAAGCAUUUUCCUGUUACGCACCCGAUCUCUCCAUCGCUGGUGAUGUUGCCCUUACAGGAAAUCAAAAUAGAAAACGUCAUGAAUGUUUUUAUGGUUGGUAUUUACAAAAACAAACAGCAAUGAUGGGCAACAUUUAACAUUAACGCAUCAUCCAGCUGGCACGGAAUACAAUUUUUAUGUCCCAAUAUGAGUUAACAGACCUGUAUUCUCACUACCCAAUAAGUGUGCUUUUCAAGAGCCUUGAAGCAUCGGAAAUGAUUUUCUCAUUGACAUUCAUGAGGCGGCGAGAGGUAACGGGCGUCUCCACGUUAAUGCCCGGUGUAAAGGAGAUUUGUGUGCGAUCGUUGCCUCGCAUCCAACGGUGCUGCUGGGUCACCUUCAGCGGCGAGUGCCUUUUAUUAAACAGGAAUGCCAUUUUUACUUACCUACAACUCAGUGUCUUCAGGGAGGAUCCAACGGCGAAAAUCACAAUCGAUUCAGCUUCAGUGGAGGAAACGAAUCCAUAAAACCGUGUACAUAGUUAUAUAAUGCUUCAACACUCGCCUUCCUAACUGGUACCUUUUUUUGAGAAUCUGUAAUGUUCAGUAUCUGAUUGUAUUUCUGGAGUGUGUGAAUGUAUGAACUGUCUGUGAUUGUGUAGGCAUGCGAGACAUUUCUCUGAGGCACUGUACAUUUAUACUAACCACACUUGAGGGCCUUUGGGUGGGAUCAAGAUUUCUUUGCUCUUAACUUGCAUCAAGUUUUACUUUUUUAAAGACUGUAGAAUAUAUGUUGAAUUUGUAAAUACUUUAAGUAAUUGUACAGGGACAAGCAGCGUACAAGAGGCAGCCCGAGAGGUGCAUGACACAGUUAAAGCCUGUUUAUAGGUCUGUAUCAAAUAUAGGUGACUUGUAGAGAGUAUAUAUAUAUAUAUAUAAUUUUUCUCCUUGCUGUGCACCGUGUACAUUUCAUUGUAACUAAAAUGGACAGAAAAAUGCAUUGGAAUUCUGAAUUUAUUUUAGAGUUGAAAAACUUGGUCAGGAAGGGCGACAUGUUGGGUUUGCCGACGCAGGACAUCGAGUGUACUACGCUGUUUCAGAUUUCUGCCAAUCCUAUUUUCUGACAGUAUUGCCAAUGUUUUUGUUUUAUUUAAAUGCAGAUUUGUACUAACAAUACUCUUCCUCUGUUUCUAUUUAAGUUCCUCUCAGUUUUAGUGCAAGUAUGGAAUUCAAGCUACAGGAAAUAUAUCGACUGAAUAAAUAAGUAUCUGCUUUCAUUUGUGUUGGACUCUUUACUGACAGUACGGAUGCCCAGACUGAGUGGAACAUAGUGAUGGGUAGAUGAGGUUUCAUGAAACAGUGUCCUGAUUUUCUGAGGCCACCAGGUGGCGCUGUCUGCUGUAAAAUGUUUGGACUCUUAACUAUUUCAAUAAAACACAUCAUUUCUGAACCAAGAGUGCCAUCUAGUGUCCCCUGAAAAUGUGGACACUGUUUCAUUUACCCUGUAAUACUGUUUCAUGAUACCUCAUCUACUCAUCACCAGUGGCCUGAAUGUUGAAGGGCUACAGAUAAGGUGGGAAAGAUGAAAAGUUCGAAGCAGCCACAAUGUAGUCAUCCGAUAUACGGUACAUACCACUGCUGCAGUACAUGAUAGAAUCGCUCUUAUCCAAGCCUGGAACUAGAAUUGACGGACCAGAAAUCUGAAAUCAAAGCAGACACACUCUGUGAAACAAACAUAACCGAGGAACUCAGGCACAGAGAUUUAAAAAAUGUAAUUUAACUUGCCCUGUAGA